This is a messenger RNA of Mizuhopecten yessoensis (Yesso scallop), 491 nucleotides long. Its product is annotated as 26S proteasome non-ATPase regulatory subunit 2-like. The record is from RefSeq and is a predicted model, not a curated record. Gene Ontology annotation, biological process: proteasome-mediated ubiquitin-dependent protein catabolic process. Gene Ontology annotation, cellular component: nucleus; proteasome storage granule; proteasome regulatory particle, base subcomplex. The annotation marks the transcript as partial. The transcript has 4 exons. Lineage: Eukaryota; Metazoa; Mollusca; Bivalvia; Pectinida; Pectinidae.
GUUGUUGGGAUGGCUGCCCUGGCCUGUGGUAUGAUAUCUGUGGGAAGCUGUAAUGGCGACGUUACCUCAACGAUCAUACAAACCAUGAUGGAAAGAAAUGAAGCCGACCUAAAGGACACUUACUCAAAGUUUCUGGCCCUGGGACUUGCUCUUACAUACCUAGGUAAACAGGAUGCUGUGGAGGCUACACUGGUCGCUCUAGAAGUGAUUGCCGAGCCUCUCAAGUCAAUGGCUUGUAUGCUGGUCGAUGUGUGUGCCUACGCUGGUACUGGAAAUGUAUUAAAAAUACAACAUUUGCUGCAUGUCUGCUCUGAACACGACGAGACCAAAGAUCAGGAUAAUAAUGAAAAGAAAGAUGACAAGAAGAAGAAAGAUGCUAAAGACAAAGACAAAGAAAAGGAAAAAGAAAAAGAAACAACGAGUGCAGACCUCUCUUCACAACAAGGUAUGGAAUUUGGUUUAUUUUCUGGGGGGUUUUAUCACAGAAAUUU